Molecule: messenger RNA, 1080 nt
Organism: Podospora bellae-mahoneyi
Lineage: Eukaryota; Fungi; Ascomycota; Sordariomycetes; Sordariales; Podosporaceae
Exons: 2
Coding region: 1-1080 (359 amino acids)
Source: RefSeq, a predicted model, not a curated record
AUGGCCGAAACCAAACUCAAAGACCUUAGCUCCCUAAGGCCCUCCCUCAAAAAACUAAUCAACGCCCCCUUCGCCUCCCCAGCCACAACCCCGGCCCCCCCUCAAAUAAGAAACAUCUACCAGCGGCUCUCCCGCGAAGCCAAAUCGCGCAAAUACGGCGAACGUCCCUGGAUAACCAUAGCUGCAGCAGCAACCUUCACGCUCAACUCCCCCUCCUCCCUCUCCCACCUCCACUCCACCUCCUCCUCCCUAAUCCCCCACCCAACCCUUCCCUCCCUCACCCCCCCCCUCACCCCCCUCCUCCUCGCCGAACUGAUCCGCGAAGUCGGCCUCAAAUGCAUCUCCUUCAAUGGAAUCCCUCGCACAAUCAACUGCCUCAACGCCUUUCGCUCAGACCUGGAGGUAAACCCCUGGUCCAGCUCCCUUUCCUCGGUCCCAUCACGAACCGUCACUACCUCAAACAUCAACAAUACGAUAAGCAGGGGAAACGCGCUCUGGAAGUCUAUCUACACACCCCAUCACGGGAAACUAACCCAAAAGCUUGCACUGGCACAUCCCGAUUUGCCGGGGUAUAUUCUCCAGGGUCACUACGCCAUGUUACUCGCCGAUCCACCGAGGCAUGUGGAGGGCGGGGUGCCGAGACAGGCGAGGUUGGGGCGGUGCCUGACCAGUCUUGUGGCGAUUGCGUGUUUGAGAGCGCAGAGGGGGGUUGGGCCGCAGGUGUUGAGCCAUGUUUACGGGUUGAGGAAGGCUGUGGAGCAGGGGUUGCACAGGGAGGAGUUUGAGGACGAGGAGGAGAGGGAGGGGAUGGAACGGUUGGCGGGGGAUGAGGGGUGUGAGUGGAUUUUGGAGAGCGUUGACAAAAUCGCGAGGGCGAUCGGGGGUGGGGGAUUUGCCGGUUGGGAGCGGGAGGUUGACCAGGACCAGGACCAGGACCGGGACCAGCAGGACGGGGUGGAGGAUGAUACGAGGCUGGAUGGGGAGGUGAGCGAGGUUGGGAAUGUGGCGGAGGAGAUGGAGGAGGAGCUGCAGGGCGGGACGGGGAGCGGGAUGGGGAGGGGGAGGGAGUCCAAGUUGUGA